Molecule: messenger RNA, 1236 nt
Organism: Exophiala dermatitidis NIH/UT8656
Lineage: Eukaryota; Fungi; Ascomycota; Eurotiomycetes; Chaetothyriales; Herpotrichiellaceae
Exons: 2
Coding region: 421-828 (135 amino acids)
Source: RefSeq, a predicted model, not a curated record
UUUGAACUGACAAGCCACUGCAGCCAUGGCAGGAUCCCUGUUCUGCGAACCCAGUCACGGUAUGGGUAUGUACCACUCAGCUGCAGACUCGGGCUGCAUGCGAGCGGGAUAUGAUGUCGAUGGAGGGUCCAGACAAGCCUGCCUUGCCGUGGCUUCGUCCUGCGCCUUUCCUCAGGCCAUGAGGUUUGUUGUUGUUCGUCUGUGAUCCGACUCGAAUUCUAUUCUUUUGUGAACAAUCUUGGUGAGCCAGUGAGAGUGCAACAUUAGUACUAUACCAGCAACAAAACAGAACAGACCACUGUAGUCUACAACUAUUUUAUUCCUGCGGACCAAGCGAGUCGAGUCCUGUCGAGUCAUCUGUUUCCGACUACCAAAUAACGGACGACGCGACGUUACCUGUUCCGUCAGAUUCGUUCCAGAAUGUCUGACAACAACGAGAACAAAGAGACCAAGGACACCCAGGACACCCAGGAAAGUGGUGGUGCUCCUGAGCAGAAAGAAGGCGGUAAAGAAUCCUCAUCUUCGUCUUGGUACCAAAAACCCGAAGACCUAGGCAACGCCGCCGGCGACAAAGUCGAAGGCGUAUUGAGUCCCGUGGGCAAACAUGCCGGCCCCGUGUUGGAAACCGCAGGGAAACCGCUCGGUGGGGUCCUGGGACCUACGGUCGGCGGGGUCAUGAACUUUGGGAAAGGAUGGGGUGAACAGAUGGGUGUGGGUUUUGGAAAUCAUGAGGGUGGGCCGGCGAAGGCACAGGAGGCGGAAGAGAAGAGGAUGAAGGAGCCGUUUGGGGGAAAGGAGCAGAAUGCUGAGAAUCCGCUUGGUUUGUGAUGGACCUGAUGGAUGGUGUCGCGAGAGAAGGAUGGUAUGGUCGUUGACAUGGUCGCCAUUCAGCAUGGAUAUGCUAUGAAACAUCCACUCCAGGCUGCUUUGUGAAGUCUGAACGCGCCGUACCGCAACGCAAUUUAUUGUUUCCCAACCCAAUGUGCAAGGAGGGUUGCCAUCAUACUACUAGGAAGUCGAGUACUGGUCGCUGCGUACAAAAGGAUCGCGAUCGAGUCAGCUUUGGAGUUCCGACUAUAUACUACACCGACACGUAGUUAUGUUUGGUUGAUGUAAAGGAUGAUAAAGUGUAGUGCCAGGGUGUUUUCAUUAUUGAAACAGUCCGGAUCCCGAAGUCCAGACGAAACUAAAGGUAUUCUGGGACAUCUAUGCAGUACGAUGUUAGUAUACCUACUG